AUGCCUCGGCCUGGUCCAAGACCUUACGAGUGUGUGAAACGAGCUUGGCAUAGCGAUCGUCACCAACCCAUUCGUGGUUCCAUCAUCCGCCAGAUCUUCAGACUCGCUAUGGAAACACACAGUGCCGCUACGAGGAAGAACAAAGAAUGGCAGGAGAAGCUUCCUGUUGUUGUCUUGAAAGCUGAGGAAAUCAUGUACUCUAAAGCCAACUCUGAGGAAGAGUAUACAGAUGCUGAAACUAUGUGGAAUAGAGUUAGUGAUGCCGUUGACACUAUUAUUAGAAGAGAUGAAAGCACUGAAACUGGCCCUCUUUUGCCUCCUUGUGUUGAAGCUGCUCUUAACCUUGGAUGCAUUGCAGUAAGAGCUUCAAGAAGCCAACGACAUAGUAACGUAAGGACUUACCUCUGUCCGAAAAUCCAAGAACCUGUGUCUGUACCUGCUAAUGAGCCGCAAUAUCACCAUCAUCAAACUCAAAACUCCAAUAAGCCAACUUUUACUGCUCAACCUGUAGUCCCAGUGGCUGUUCUUGAUGACAGUAACAAGGGCGUAGCUUCUGCUGCUCCUCGUCCCGGUUACCCUUUUCUACAGGUGCAUCAGAAGCCAUUGGCUAGAAAGCUAGAGACUUGCAAUCCUCCAGCACCAGCGCCGAUCAACUUGGGUUCGGUGUAUCCUUUAUACUACGGAGGUGAUAAUAAUCAGACUCAGCAAGUGGACAUGUCUUUAAGAUCCCCUAAGACGCCUAUAAUCAUUGGCAUGCCUGUUAGUAUAAAGGCUCCGGAAGAAAGAACAGAGAGGUUCUGUGAUUUGUCCUUGAGGCUUGGUGUAUCUUCUUCAGAUCCACCCUCCACAAGAAUAGAUGUUGGAUCUAGCCGGGCUUACCAAGGAAGGAAGCCAGAAGAGUUAUGUUUGUUCUCUGAGGUGAAGAAGAAAGAUGAUUCGUUUUCAAAUUAUGAAGGUCAGCAUUCAUAUUCGAGAGUUAAAAAGCUCAAAACGUUUUGUGAAGACUUUCUUUAGGGAUUUGCUCAAAUCUUGUAAAAGUCUCAGGUUUUAUUGGUUGAUAUUAUUGACUCUCUUGAUCGAUCAUCAAAUCUACUCUGUUAACAUCAAUAGGCAAUACGGAUGAGAAAGUAUCUUCACCAGUUUGGCUUUUGUUAGUGCAAAUCUGUUUAAACACGUUGAUGGUUCCUGGUGGAAUGUUUCAAUCGGCUCACGUUCGAGUUUUGAUGAAGUUGUUGUUGGACUAUAUCAUAAAUUCAAAGCCAUUCUUCAGAGUGGCACACUUGGGGCCAGACAAAAGAAAGUUUUUACAAUGGAUUCUACAACUCCAACUACUUCCAUGAAGAGUAAACAAUGUAGAGAUUCAAUACAAAGGGAACAAACUCAAAACCAUAACUACAGAUAAAAUGUU
Molecule: messenger RNA, 1408 nt
Organism: Eruca vesicaria subsp. sativa (arugula)
Lineage: Eukaryota; Viridiplantae; Streptophyta; Magnoliopsida; Brassicales; Brassicaceae
Source: the annotation of a GenBank genome assembly